AGUCGCUGGUGCGGUGGUGGCUGGAGUCUGUUCUCGGGCCUGAGCCUCGAGGCCAGGCUCCCGGGUGUCGUUAAUGUUCGGGGCCGCCGGGCGCCAACCGAUCGGAGCUCCCGCCGCCGGGAACAGCUGGCAUUUCAGUCGGACCAUGGAGGAGCUGGUGCACGACCUCGUCUCCGCGCUGGAGGAGAGCUCGGAGCAGGCCCGCGGCGGCUUUGCCGAGGCCGGCGACCACGCGCGCAGCCUGUCCUGCCCGCUGAAGCGCCAGGCGCGGAAGAGGCGCGGGCGGAAGCGCAGGUCCUACAACGCGCACCACCCGUGGGAGGCCGGCCACUGCCUCAGCGAGGGCUCUGACUCCAGCCUGGAAGAGCCGAGCAAGGACUACAGGGAGAAUCCCAACAGCAGCAAGAAGGAUCACAGCGACUCCGACGACCAGAUGCUCGUGGCCAAGCGCAGGCCCUCGUCGAACCUGAACAACAACGCGCGGGGGAAGAGGCCGCUGUGGCUCGAGUCGGACCUCGCCGUGGACGGCCUGGGCAACCGGACCCUGCGCCGCCGGCGCAAGGUCAAGCGCAUGGCCGUGGACCUGCCGCACGACUUCUCCAGCAAGCGCACCAUGACGCAGCCGCCCGACGGCUGCCGGGACCAGGACAUGGACCACGACAGGGCUUGCCAGUACCAGGAGUUUACCCGGAGCAAGGUCAAGAAGAGGAAACUGCGGGUCGUCAGGCCGGGCCCCAAAGUCCAAGAUGAAGGCGUGGUCUUAGAAAGUGAGGAGAUGAGCCAGACCAGUAAGGACAAAAUGGAGUACGAAGAGCAGAAGGUCUCCGACGAGCUCAUGAGCGAAAGCGAUUCCAGCAGUCUCAGCAGCACUGACGCUGGGUUGUUUACCAAUGACGAGGGAAGGCAAGGGGACGACGAGCAGAGUGACUGGUUUUACGAAAAGGAGUCGGGCGGCGCAUGCGGCAUCACGGGAGUCGUGCCCUGGUGGGAGAAGGAGGACCCAGCCGAGCUAGACAAGAACUUACCGGACCCCGUCUUUGAGAGUAUCUUAACGGGCUCUUUCCCACUCAUGUCGCAUCCCGGGAGAAGAGGUUUCCAAGCUAGACUCAGCCGCCUUCAUGGGAUGUCUUCCAAGAAUAUUAAAAAAUCUGGAGGGACCCCCACUUCAAUGGGCGGCGCCCCUGGCCCUGUCAGCAACAAGAGGAUGGUCCACUUCUCUCCGGACUGCCACCACGACCACUGGUUUGGCCCUGGGGCUAGGACGGAGCACAGCCAGCUUCUGAGAGAUAACCGAGCUGAAAGAGGACACAAGAAAAACUGCUCUGCGAAAACAGCCAGCAGGCAAACAAGCAUGCAUUUAGGAUCCUUGUGCACGGGAGAUGUCAAACGGAGGAGGAAAGCCGCACCUCUGCCUGGACCUCCGGCAGCAGGAUUUGUGGGAGAAAACGCCCCGCCCAUCUCAGAAAACAACGUCGGGAACCGGAUGCUCCAGAGUAUGGGGUGGACACCUGGCUCCGGCCUCGGACGCGACGGCAAGGGUCUUGCUGAGCCGAUUCAAGCCAUGCAGAGGCCGAAAGGAUUAGGACUUGGAUUUCCUCUACCGAAGGGCAGCCCUGCAGCCCCCACCCCCACCGUCGCCACCUCGGGAAAAUCCGCCUAAGAAAAGCAAAGAAGAAACGGUCCACAGUUUUUACUUGUUCUCUCUCCAUCCCAUUGUUCUAAAAUUAUAACAUAGCUGCUGCUCUUGAAGCAGAAAUCUUUAUACGUGGCCACAGACUUGUCACUCUAACUUCCUAACUACAUACCUUCCUACCACAGUGAUAGAAAUGCAAUUUCAUCACAGUUCAUGGUGCUAAAGUACACACCUUCCCUUUCCAAUUUUUUCAGCAAUUUUGAGCUGCUCUAGGUAUAAAUAGGUCAUUUUUCUUAUUUAUUUUGGUCUUGUAUGUCAAUAAUGUCUAAUGCUUUUAGCCUGAUUCAUGCACACGUGUGCGUGUGGUACCCCGGCAAAUGUGAGCACACCCAUGGGUUUCUAAAGUG
Pteronotus mesoamericanus is the source of this 2040-nucleotide messenger RNA. RefSeq names its product G-patch domain containing 2 (gene GPATCH2). Gene Ontology annotation, molecular function: nucleic acid binding. The coding region runs from base 74 to 1660 and encodes 528 amino acids. NCBI's taxonomy places the organism in Eukaryota, Metazoa, Chordata, Mammalia, Chiroptera, Mormoopidae. Gene Ontology annotation, cellular component: nucleus. The transcript is spliced from 10 exons. The record is from RefSeq and is a predicted model, not a curated record.